Messenger RNA from Gordionus sp. m RMFG-2023, 1643 nucleotides. RefSeq lists its product as uncharacterized. The transcript has 10 exons. The record is from RefSeq and is a predicted model, not a curated record. The coding region runs from base 216 to 1478 and encodes 420 amino acids. Lineage: Eukaryota; Metazoa; Nematomorpha; Gordioida; Chordodea; Parachordodidae.
CAAAAAUAAACAAAAAAAUGAUUACCUGCGUAAAUUAAUUUUUUGUAAAAUAACAUUUCUAAAUUCGGCAUCCAAUGUUUAUAUAAUUAUUAUUCUAAUAUUGUCAGUGCAAGGAAACUCGGUAAUCCUUUAACCAACUACACAUGUUUGAUAUCUACUGGAAAAAAAAUUUCAGUCCAUAAACUCCCCUCCCAAAUUUUAUAUUAUAUAUUUCGAUGGAAGAAAAAAGCUUCCAAGAAAUAGAUCUCAACAAUGUGACCCCUUCGAAUUAUAACAGUAAGAGUGAAGAUAAGCUUACUAAUUCAUACAUCUCCGAUAAACCUGUGAUAAACGAUUUUUCUCCGGAUCCACUAAAUGUCCAUAAGCGCGAAAAUAAUCCCGACCACUCCACAGCUCAAACCAAUGAAGCUAUAGUCAAACCCUACACCAAUAGUGCUACAAGUCAUUCAAAUAAUCCCGUAGUUAGCCGCGGUAACGGGCAAUUACAAACGGGGCUGAGAGAUCACAACGAUAAUGCUUCAGGUUGGUACCAAUAUGGUGUCGCAUCAGUAAAUAUGAUAAAUAAUGACAAUUAUGCACAUUACAACAAUCACAAAAGCCUGAUUAAAGACGGCGGUAGCCCUUAUGCAAGAGGUGAUCUGAUAGUGACUGUCUCACCCGAAAACCACUCCUGCGUAUGGGUAACCCCUGCCAAGUUCAAUGUGCACCGCGUGCCACCCGAAUUUUUAGAUCCCAAAUUAUCGAUAACUGCGGACGAUUUUAACAUGGCCAUGGAGUUCCUCACUAACGAUUACAGGUUUAAUUGCUACAACAUGUGUUACCGGAGGAUCAUAGUGUUUUGGCUCUUCUUCGGACUUUUUAUUUUGUUGGCCAUCUUGUUUUCAGGAAUGCGCGGUACCAUUUUGUUUGGCAUGGGGAUCGUAUGGUUACUCGUCAAUACUAUCGGUAUAUUUAUGUGCUUGCUCAUCAAAAAAAGGAUGAACAACAAUUUAGACGAUGCCGUUUCCGCCGUUAACAGAGUAUUUAUCAAAAAGAAUGUUCUAGCGGGAAUGGAGGACAAAGGCAAAAUUUCCUGUCACAAGAUAUCGCUACAUUUCGUGUAUUAUGAUAUGGAAAGUUGUAUGGGAGAAAUAAUUCGAGUAUUAGAAAAAAAGGGUCUUAAAAACAAGAUAUAUGAAAUUAGUAAUUCUAAAAUCAGAAAAUGCCUGAACCUCAAGAAUGACGAUUUCGAAGAAAUAAUUGAAGGCUCAACUAAUUACAAACUCAAUAAUUAUCAGAAUUACGCCGAAAAAAUAUUAUUGAGAAACUCACAAAGUUACGUUCGAAACCUGAUGAGAGGUCGUCUUACUAUACCCCAUCCCGAGUUGCCACAGUCUAAAACCAUAAGACAUGUCAAGGGAAACUUUUGCUUGUGUCAAUACGUGGAAGAUUACUAUUUAAUUAACAAAGAGAGGAGGUGGUAUAAUGUGUUUAUAUGAUAAAUAUAGAUUUGUUUGAGCUUUAUCAUAGAAUCUUAUAAUACUAAUGUGAAAAUAUUUUUUCCUUUCCGAAGGUAGUCUCGAGAAUUGUUACUUUUUUUUUAUCUAUCCAAUAAAGAAUCUCUCAUAGUCGGAGUUUCUUAAAUAAAUAAAUUUUUUAUAAUA